AUUUCGGAUUGCGCAGUGGAGAACAGCCGUCCGCCAUCACUGCAUACAAGCUAACACUAGCCAAAACCACUGAGGAGAACGACUGACAACAACACAACAGACACACAGGGCGACCUAAUUCCCACAGGGGAGGUCACCGAGUUUCUCUGUCGCUUUCCGGGCGCUGAAAGCAAAUUAGCAGCUGCCUUUCAUGUAGUCUUUAAGUCAACUUAGAAAGGAUAGUCGUUGCAACUAAUCAUGUCCAACCUAAAAAGCGGCCCCAAGAAGGACACCAAGAUGAGGAUACGAGCCUUUCCUAUGACAAUGGAUGAGAAAUAUGUGAACAACAUCUGGGACCUUCUAAAGAAUGCUAUCCAGGAGAUUCAGAGGAAAAACAACAGUGGACUGAGCUUUGAGGAGCUGUACAGGAACGCCUACACAAUGGUGCUCCACAAACAUGGGGAGAAGCUGUACACAGGCCUGAGGGAGGUGGUCACUGAGCACCUCAUCAACAAGGUACGGGAAGAUGUCCUAAACUCCUUAAAUAAUAAUUUUCUGCAAACACUGAAUCAGGCCUGGAAUGACCACCAGACUGCCAUGGUCAUGAUCAGAGACAUCCUCAUGUACAUGGACAGGGUCUAUGUUCAGCAAAACAAUGUGGAAAAUGUCUACAACCUUGGCCUCAUCAUAUUCAGAGACCAGGUGGUGCGCUACGGCUGCAUUCGGGAUCACCUCCGACAGACCUUACUGGACAUGAUUGCACGGGAAAGAAAGGGAGAGGUUGUAGACAGGGGAGCUAUCAGAAAUGCCUGCCAGAUGCUGAUGAUUCUAGGCCUGGAUGGCAGGUCUGUAUACGAGGAGGACUUUGAGGGUCCUUUCUUAGAUAUGUCAGCAGAAUUCUUCCAGAUGGAAAGCCAAAAGUUCUUAGCAGAAAACUGUGCCAGUGUCUACAUAAAGAAGGUAGAGGCCAGAAUCAAUGAAGAGAUUGAGCGAGUUAUGCAUUGCCUGGACAAGUCCACAGAAGAACCCAUUGUCAAAGUAGUGGAAAGGGAGCUAAUUUCAAAACACAUGAAGACCAUUGUGGAGAUGGAGAACUCUGGCUUGGUCCAUAUGCUUAAGAAUGGCAAGACGGAAGACCUGGCAUGCAUGUACAAGCUGUUUAGUCGUGUGCCAAAUGGCCUGAAAACAAUGUGCGAGUGUAUGAGCUCUUACUUGAGAGAGCAAGGCAAAGCUCUGGUGUCAGAAGAGGGAGAGGGCAAGAACCCCGUUGACUACAUUCAGGGUUUGCUAGACCUGAAAACACGAUUUGAUCGGUUCCUCCUCGAGGCCUUCAACAACGACAGACUCUUCAAACAAACUAUAGCUGGAGACUUUGAGUAUUUCCUGAACCUCAACUCCCGCUCUCCAGAGUACCUUUCACUCUUUAUUGAUGACAAGCUCAAGAAGGGAGUCAAAGGGUUGACGGAACAGGAAGUGGAGUCGAUUCUUGACAAGGCCAUGGUGUUGUUCCGGUUUAUGCAGGAGAAGGAUGUUUUUGAAAGGUACUACAAGCAGCAUUUGGGUCGCCGGCUGCUCAGUAACAAGAGUGUCUCAGACGACUCAGAAAAGAACAUGAUCUCUAAGCUCAAGACAGAGUGCGGCUGUCAGUUCACCUCAAAACUGGAAGGGAUGUUCAGAGACAUGAGCAUCUCCAACACUACUAUGGAUGAGUUCAGGCAACACAUACAAACUACAUCAGCAUCUUUAAGUGGUGUGGACCUCACAGUAAGAGUCCUAACUACUGGCUACUGGCCCACACAGUCUGCAACACCUAAAUGCACCAUCCCCCCUGCUCCCAGACACGCCUUUGAAGUCUUCAGACGAUUUUACCUAGCUAAGCACAGUGGUAGACAGCUCACAUUACAACAUCACAUGGGAGGAGCUGACCUAAACGCAACUUUCUAUGGAGCUGUUAAAAAGGAGGAUGGUUCAGAGUUGGGUAUGGGAGGUGCCCAGGUGACAGGGUCUAACACCCGCAAGCACAUACUACAGGUCUCCACCUUCCAGAUGACCAUCCUCAUGCUCUUCAACAACAGAGAAAAGUGCACUUUUGAGGAGAUUCAGCAGGAGACAGAUAUUCCAGAGCGAGAGUUGGUGCGAGCAUUACAGUCUUUAGCAUGUGGGAAACCCACACAGCGAAUUCUCACUAAGGAGCCCAAGUCCAAGGAGAUAGAAAAUGGACACGUGUUUACAGUCAACGAUCAGUUUACCUCGAGACUGCACAGAGUCAAAAUUCAGACAGUUGCUGCUAAACAAGGUGAAUCAGACCCUGAAAGGAAAGAGACUCGGCAGAAAGUGGAUGACGACAGGAAGCACGAGAUUGAGGCAGCCAUUGUCCGAAUCAUGAAGUCGAGGAAGAAGAUGCAACACAAUGUCCUGGUUGCAGAGGUCACUCAGCAGCUCCGGGCACGUUUUCUUCCGAGCCCUGUGGUAAUCAAAAAGCGGAUAGAGGGACUUAUAGAAAGAGAAUACUUGGCGAGGACACCAGAGGACCGUAAAGUGUACACCUACGUUGCGUAGAAGAUGAACUGUGAAGGAGACGAGGAAGAGACUGGACUGGAGGGAGGGGGAGGGGUAGUUGUUUUUCUUUGGACUGUUGUUACGCAUGGACUGGAAGUUUCUUUUAGAGACAGACACUGGGAACCCGACUCAUCGCCCCUUCCAAAAAAAUACAGUAAAAACAUAAAUGGGGAAUAAAAAUCUUACUACAGGAAAAAAGAAUCCAUCGAAAUCUUCUAGAUGAUUUUUAAAUCUGACCAAACUUCCUGUUCCCUGAGAGUUUUAACAUGGAUGGAUCCAGCUUCAAGCUUUUCACUGUUUUACCCUUGUAGAGCUCAAACUUGAAAAGAAUCCCUUGGGAAAAAUGUGAAUGCACCACUUAUUUUUUUGGCUCAAUACUGUAUAAAAAUAAAAUUAUUUAAAAAAAGGAAAAAAAAAAAAGGAAAAUGUGGAUUCUUACAAAAUAACGAUUAUGAAAUGCUGGAGUUUUUCAAGCAAGCAAUUGCAAAAAGUCCACUAAUUUACUGGUGUUUGUCAACCAGCUGUGACGGAUCAGUAUGAAAGGAAGCGGGCUGAGAGGGAGCGUUUACUGCUCUCUGCUGACCCUUUGUGGAAAUAGCAUUUAAAUCCACACCCA
Messenger RNA from Pundamilia nyererei, 3154 nucleotides. RefSeq names its product cullin-3-like. The coding region runs from base 238 to 2538 and encodes 766 amino acids. Lineage: Eukaryota; Metazoa; Chordata; Actinopteri; Cichliformes; Cichlidae. Gene Ontology annotation, cellular component: cullin-RING ubiquitin ligase complex. The record is from RefSeq and is a predicted model, not a curated record. The transcript is spliced from 16 exons. Gene Ontology annotation, molecular function: ubiquitin protein ligase binding. Gene Ontology annotation, biological process: ubiquitin-dependent protein catabolic process.